GUCGUUGCCGUUGUCGUCGUUGUCGUCGUCGUCGUCGUCAGUGUCGUGAGUUCGCGGUCGAAGCCAAACGCGGGCGUAGCAAACUCAUUUCGUAAAUGGAUAUGUGCUGGAGACGCAGACGGCGCGGCAAGCCAAUGAAAUGAAAUUUAUUAAAUUAAAGACGACGUGAAUAUAGACACACAUGCUCCAGCGAACGGAAGUGAAAAGUGACACAUAGCAUCUACAUAUAAGCAUCGUGUAGACAACGAAAUAAACUAAUCGCAAAAGGCUACACGCAACACUAACGCACCAGCAAAAUGGGUAAGGAUCAGGAGUUUCUAGAAGCGGCCCGCAAUGGCAACAUCAGUCACAUCGAAAAGGUCCUCUCCCAAAAGGGGAAACGAGCUGGGCCGCUGGCAAGCCUGCGACGCACUGGCGUCAAUGUACAGGAUAGCAGCGGCUACUCGGCACUGCAUCAUGCCUGUCUCAAUGGACACGAGGAUAUUGUGAGACUGCUGCUUGCCCACGAGGCGUCCACCAAUCUGCCGGACACGCGUGGCUCGUCACCGCUGCACCUGUCCGCUUGGGCCGGAGAGACGGAUAUUGUGCGGCUGCUCCUGACGCAACCCUAUCGACCUGCCAACGCCAAUCUACAAACCAUUGAGCAGGAGACGCCGCUGCAUUGUGCCGCCCAGCAUGGACACACUGGCGCCCUAGCACUGCUGCUGUCACACGAUGCGGAUCCCAACAUGCGCAACUCCCGUGGUGAGACACCACUAGAUCUGGCUGCCCAAUACGGUCGCCUGCAGGCAGUGCAAAUGCUCAUCCGUGCGCAUCCUGAACUGAUUUCACAUCUGAGCACAGCGGCGGUGGAGACAGCCGCCGUUCCGUCGCCGUCAUCGCCAUCUUCACCCAUGCGUCACAUAUUUCCGCACACCUGCCUGCAUCUGGCAAGUCGCAAUGGCCACAAGAGCGUUGUCGACGUCCUCCUCUCAGCCGGCGUAUGUGUGAAUCUAUUGACGCCCUCGGGCACAGCGCUUCACGAGGCAGCAUUGUGUGGCAAGGAGAAUGUGGUGCGAACACUGUUACGAGCCGGCAUCGACUUGUCUGCCACUGAUAAUGAGCAACGCACUGCACUGGACAUUUUGCGAGAAUUUCCACCACAUGUGACUAAGCACAUUAUUGCAGUGAUUAACAACUUUCGUCAUCAAAUGGACACCGAUGAGGUCGACGAGGUUAUUUACCGACAGCAUGCACCGCAAACAUCUGGGCGUGGCCAGAGCGCCAAACAGACACAGCAGCAGCAGCAGCAGCACAACAGCCAUAACCACUAUCAUUUCAACUCGAACAACCACUUGCUUAACCACUCGCACUCCAUGCAACAGCCCGGAUAUAGUAAACAGCGGCUAAGUGCCGGCAAUGGCGGCCCAUACAAUGGCGGCAAAUCUUUGGAUAGUGCGCUGCAGCCGGCAGAGGAAAGAUUCUAUCAAGAUCUAAACGUCCACUCGCCGCUGCACAUACAAAACGACAUGGGCGGUGGCUUUAGUGUUAGUCCUUCAUCCUCGCUGAGCAGCUUUGAGCCGGCCUCUGUUUCGCCGCGUUCUCGCUGCUCCACGGGGGGUGGCACACAGCCGCUGCAAAUGAGCACGUUUGCACCGAGUGGACCGCCAAAGAAGCCACCGCGACGCAAUCUCUCCGUUUCGCCAACGCACGCUGGCCCAGGCCAGCAAUUUAGUUAUAGUUCACCAUCUAGUCAAGGCCAGGGACAGCAGAUGCGACGUCGCCCACCAGCUAAUGACAGUCCCUAUUCGCAUCAGAGCCACGGCAGCGUUGGCGGCAUGAGUUUCGAUGAGACCCAACUGCGGGAACGCCAGCGCAGUGAUCGACUCUACGCAAGUGCCAGGCAGAGCACCCGAUCCGCCGUAGAUGGCAACAUGAGCCUCAGUUCCAGCAAUGACAUGCUAGAUCGACAGUGCAGCAGUUCCGAGCUCAAUAGUGAGACAAGUGUGCCAAAUUCAAGUGGAGAAUCCCCAGCUCCGGCUUCCCAUUCCACCAACUCAAUGAAGCGACCCAUUCCAGCGCAACGCAGCGCUUCUACUAAACUGUCUAAGGAGCUGCUCAAGUCCUGUGAGAAUGCCACCCUCAAAUCGUACAAUCCCAAUCGAAAACUCAAACGUAAUCGAAAUAGCUGCUCUCUCAAUGUAGCAGAAAAGGCCGAAGGUGUUGAGCAAAACUGUGAUACCAAGCAGCAAACUCCAAGCAGUCCCACACACUACAAGCAACCACCAACGCCGGACCACCCGCCACCGAGCUCAAGCCAGGCAGAGCGCACCAUCCACGAGCGCAUCCGUCCACUGAGCCAGGAGUACAAGAGGCGUUCAGCACUGCUGCAGUUGCAGGCGGCGCAGCAGCUAAUGAUUGAGACGGGUUCAUCGCCAUCGAAGCUGCUGCCGUCUAUGGGUACACCAGGGUACGACUAUGAUGAUACGGUCACAGUGGUGCCACGCUGUCCGGCACCAUCAUCGGGCUCACUGAGCUCCAGCAUUUCGUGCUCGGAUCACAGUCUCUCUCAUUCCACGGACUAUGUGGAGGAGUUUGUCAGUGAUGUGCCCUUUGCCGGGCUACUCAAGGGCGCCACACACCACAACGAGACCAAGGCCCAAACGGUACAGGAGCUGCCCCAACAAGCGGCACGUGUGCGUCCUCCUAUUGCAAUGAAGCCCUUGGUGCCGGAGAGAAAGUUCGUGAAGCCGCCAACGACGCCAACCUCACAAAAUGUUGUCGAAGUCAAGCUGGAAACAAAUGGUAAUGCCGAGGGCGAGACUUCCUCUCGUAAGAUUGACAAGUCGCCUGCUAAGUCACCUGCGAAAUCACCAGCAAAGACACCCGGCAAGUCGCCUUCAAAGUCUCCAGCUAAAUCACCCGGCAGUGGCCAUUCGAUAGCUCGCAACUCGCUCAAUCUAUUGAGUCCCUUCAAUGCCGAGGAGGCGCGCAAGAAAAUCUCAGAAAUCAUUGAGAACUUUGGCAGUGGCAUUCUCAAUACAAACAUAACGCCCACCCAUGACAUCGAACUGGACUUUGAGGAUCUGGAAGUGCUGCCCGAGCGCCGCGAGCUGGCCGUAAGAUUGCGCAAUGCCGGACUGUUGCAUCUGGAGCGGAUUCUCUUUGAGAACGGCUACGAUAACUAUAAAUUUGUGCGUAAUGUGUUCGAGGAGCCAGAUAUUCCACUACUGCACAUACCCGAACGAGAUGCGACGAAGCUGCUGCGUUUUGUGGAGACACUGCCGCAGUCGGAGUUUUUGCCACAGGUGCCAUUCAAGACACAGCAGGAGAACAAACAGAUGGGCGUGGCAAGCCUACAGCAAUGGCUACACAGCAUCGCUCUGCCCGAAUAUCUGGAGUUCUUUAACAAGCAUCUGUACAACACCAUUGAAAGCGUCUGUGGCGUUUGGGAUGUAGAGCUGCAGACGGUGCUGGAGAUUAAUAAAUUAGGCCACCGCAGACGGAUUUUGCAAUCAUUAGCAUACAUACGGCAGAUGCGCGAAUCCAAAUCGCUGAAAACACCGCUUGGCGAAAACAACGAAACCAACAAAAUUACAUCGAAUGGCAACAGGGAGACAACAGCGUCAACCAGUGCGACACAACCACCCGCACAUGUUUUGCCGCAUCGCAAUUCCAUUACGGGCUACCGCAAGAAUCGUCCGGCACCACCGCCGCCCGCACCACCGGCACAGAAGACAGCAGCCGCUACUGCUACACCACUGCAAAUACGCGCACCUUCUGAGCUGUUGCUGGGCUUGCCUGUCAAUCUGCGCACCACCCAAUGGCGCCACUCGGCCCAAACCCUACUCAAUGAACACAUUAAAUACGAGGUUCAGUACCUCGGCUCAACGGUUGUGAAAGAAUUACGUGGCACAGAGUCCACGAAGAAAUCCAUACAGAAACUGAAGGCGUCCGCCGGACAGACGCAUGCGGAGAUUCACAAGCAGGGCGCACCACUAUCCCUGGCCAUUUGUCAUCGUGGCGUGGAGUUUAUUGAUGUGGCAAGCAAGCGCAUUAUCUGUGAGCAUGAGAUACAGAACAUCAACUGCGCCUGUCAGGACUCGGAGGAUCUGCGUCACUUUGCCUACAUAACCAAGGAGCAGGAUUUGCACUAUUGUCACGUGUUCCUUGUGCAAAGCACGGAUCUGGCUAGCGAGAUUAUCCUAACUCUGGGCCAAGCCUUCGAGGUCGCGUAUCAGCUGGCGCUGCGCGAUGGAAUUGCCACAACGCCAGCGCUGCUCCUUGAUAAUGGCAUGCUUCAGGGCGAGUAUUGUGGCGGUGGCAGCAAAUAGAGUCAGGAGUUGGCCACCGCCCAGGCCCAACAAAAUCAGUCUUUGGCUAACAGAUCGAAUCGCAGUCACAGUCGCAGUCGCAGCCUCUGCGCCAAACUAUUUUGCUUAACCAACUACGGUGCGCUGUUUAAGUUAUAGAUAGUAAUCCGGGGGCAACUACUAAAUUUGAUCCUAGUAAUUGCGCGUUUGACAUUUAAUUGGAAUUAUUCUGUUUUCAAAUGGCCAACAGCAAGAUAAACAACAACCAAUACAUUGAACAAAAAGACUUUUAACAGAAGGCACAAAUUUUUUUUAAAGAAAACCACUCAAUAAACUCCAGCUUUUUUUUAAGCGGCAAUGUUUUGAGUAUCAUCAACUGAACGCACAACAUUCAUUAUAUCAACGUAAAUCAUUUCAAACGAAAAUGAUGCAUUUAAAUCUUUUUAAAAAUCUAUAUAAAAGCAAUUGCAUUUAAUUACAUAAUACUUACAUGCGUAUAAAAUGUUUUAGCAAAUUUUAGCUCUAUCUAUAACCAUAAAUCGAAUAUAAAGAAGUAUAAAUCUAUUAACAUAUUAUUGGCACUUGAAUAAAAUUUUAUUAAUGUUAAAAGCUGUAUGAAAAACUAUUAAAGCAGCGAAUUGCUUACAAAAGCAAUGAAAAUUCAUAUCCAGCAAACAAAAAUACAAAUUGGCUAUAUACAAGCGAUAAAUAUGUAUACAUACACUAUAUAUAACUAAUCCCAUCAUUAUUAAAUGAGACAAUGAGUGUUGUUAUAUAAUUUUAAAUAAAUUCUUAUUAACAAAAGUAAAUCGAACGCUAAAACGUCAACUCUAAUCAAAAUAAAUACAACGCACAAAGUUAUAAGCAAAUCUGCUUACAAAAUACAAAUAUAAGAAAAUUAAAACUAUCAGCGAGUUAUACGAAAGAGAUAAAUAUAAAAAAAAAGGAAAAUAUUAAUAUAUAUACAUAUAAUAUUGGUGUACAACAAGCGUUUGUAUAUUGUUCACACAAUUUGAAAACUUCUAAGCUAGUCCUUUGGUUGUUAUCGGGGCAUCUACAUACAUAUAUAGGUUUGUUUCAUUUAAAAUUGAUUUGAGGCAAAGCCUUGUUGUUAUCAUUUGUUUAAUGAUGUUUUUAGUUAAUUAUUAUUUAAAUACAAUUAUUCAAAGAAGCUCUACCCACUUCUACCACUCGAUGUGUGCAAUGCUUUAAAUGUUAGCCUGCUUUAUGGUACAACAAUGUUCAUAAGAAGUACCUAUCCAUAAAAAUCAUGUGAAAAAUCAACUAAUCAACAACAAAUAAUUGUGCAUUUUUCUGUACGCAUUUUUACAAAUUUGUUAUGCCACUUGCACUACAAAAUAUACAUAAAUACAUACAAUUCAAAGAACUAUAUACAUACAUACAUGCAAACAAACAAACGUACAUGCAUACAAACAUACAGGCUAGCGCAUAACUAAUGAAAUUUAAUAGCGAUCUAUGCAUAAAUAAAUAUAGUAAACAAAAAAUAACAUGUUUACCGAAUAAAGCUAAAUGGAAACCUGUAAACCUGAUUUGUCUUCGUCAAAUUGCAUAAACUAGUUUACCAAACAUACUAAGCCCAAAACAAAAUAAAAAACUUAUUAAAAUAUUGAGCAAAUAC
This is a messenger RNA of Drosophila grimshawi, 5931 nucleotides long. RefSeq names its product ankyrin repeat and sterile alpha motif domain-containing protein 1B. The record is from RefSeq and is a predicted model, not a curated record. Bases 297 to 4313 code for a protein of 1338 amino acids. NCBI's taxonomy places the organism in Eukaryota, Metazoa, Arthropoda, Insecta, Diptera, Drosophilidae. The transcript is spliced from 12 exons. Gene Ontology annotation, cellular component: cytosol. Gene Ontology annotation, molecular function: protein binding.